CUCCUCUUUCUUGCUUAUUUAUUGGCUUUUUAGGUCACACUCCUCUCCAUACUCCAUACUCUUUGAGUCUAUACCUUUGUUUCCUCUUCGAUCUCCUACUAGAGAUACCCGGUAUACACUCUCAGUCUCUCUCUCUCUCUCACAUAAACUCCUAUAGCUACUAGGCUGAUUAUCAACAAAAGUUCACAUCUAGAGAGAAAAUGAGGAUGAUAGACUUGGGAAGCCAAAGAGGCCCCCUACAUAUUAUCGACACUGCAACCUCCGUAGACUGUGGCAGAGAAGUGAGGUUCCGCCGAUCCUUUCGCUCCCUGGUGGAGUGCAUGGUCCCAUGUUGUGGCUUCCAACCAUCCGACUCCCUCUCCACCGACACCGACUCAACUCACGGCUCUUACUCCACUAGUACUACCGUCACCGGUACCUUCUUCGGUUACAGGAAAGGCCGAGUCAGCUUCUGCCUACAAGACGACACCCGUAGCUCGCCUCUUCUGCUUCUGGAGUUCGCCGUCCCCACCGCCUACCUGGCAAGAGAGAUGCAGUACGGCUUGCUCAGAAUCGCGCUCGAGUGUGACAGACAAAAGGAUAUCCGGUCCAUCAGCUCCUCCACCUGCUCCCUCUUCAACGUCCCCGUCUGGUCCAUGUACUGCAACGGCAGGAAGGUUGGCUUCGCCAUACGGCGUCAGAUGACGGUGAGCGACGUGGCGGUCCUGAAGCAGAUGCAGACUGUCUCUGUCGGGGCGGGUGUUCUCCCUGUUGCGCCGCACAAAUCCGAGGUGGAUGGGGAUGGGGGUGACCUCAUGUACCUACGAGCCAGCUUCGAGCGAGUCAUUGGCUCGCCCGACUCCGAGUCCUUUCACAUGAUUAACCCCGUUGGGAGUUCCGGCCAGGAGCUCAGCAUCUUUCUUCUCAGGUCGUGACAGCUGCCAAAGCCGUUGACCGAAUGAAUUGUUCUUAUAUAUAUUUAGUUAUUAUGUCACUGGAUCCCAACCUAUCUUCAUGUAUUAGGAAUGUUAGUUCUUCAUCUUAUGGCAUGUAGCUAUAUAUGUAACUGGCUAUAUAUGUAUUAUAAUUUAUCAUUUUUAAUUUCAGAUGUGCUCAAGUAUUUUAUCCUCA
Corylus avellana is the source of this 1110-nucleotide messenger RNA. Its product is annotated as MIZU-KUSSEI-like protein (Protein of unknown function, DUF617). Lineage: Eukaryota; Viridiplantae; Streptophyta; Magnoliopsida; Fagales; Betulaceae. Gene Ontology annotation, biological process: hydrotropism. The record is from RefSeq and is a predicted model, not a curated record.